Molecule: messenger RNA, 840 nt
Organism: Papaver somniferum (opium poppy)
Lineage: Eukaryota; Viridiplantae; Streptophyta; Magnoliopsida; Ranunculales; Papaveraceae
Exons: 2
Coding region: 1-840 (279 amino acids)
Source: RefSeq, a predicted model, not a curated record
AUGAGAAAACACAGCAUGAAGGUAAAUUCUGAAAAAUGCACAUUCGGUGUCACAUCCGGGAAGUUCCUUGGGUAUCUAGUAACAAAAAGGGGCAUCGAGGUCGACCCGGCCAAGAUCCAAGCCAUCGUGGAAAUGCCUUCCCCGAAGAACUUGAAAGAAGUACAAAAGCUUAACGGAUCACUGGCAGCAUUGGGAAGAUUCAUCUCUAGAUCAUCGGACAAAUGCAAGCACUUCUUCAAUAUCCUCAAAAAGGGAAAUAAAUUUGCAUGGACCACUGAAUGUGAAGAAGCUUUUCAUAAAAUCAAGGAUUACUUGGAUACAAUCCCGAUCCUCCCAAAACCAGAUCCCGAUGAAGUGUUAGCUCUCUACAUAGCAGCAACCGAAGACGCAGUCAGCCAGUUCUGGUUAAAACCAACACGAAGAGAUGUGGAUUCAGAUGUACGUUUGACAAGAGAAUCACAGCUUGUCAUUCUCCAAAUAGGCUUUCAAUAUAAUGUGUACGAUGAGACCCUCUCUUCGUAUAUGGCCUUGGUUCAUACCCUAGCAGCACAAGCGCCCAAUAUCAAGUUUAGACAUCUGUGCAGAAAAGACCUGAGGCAUGAUGACGCUUUAGCAUACAUAUUAUCUAUGGUGAAGGAUGAAAAUGUCAAAUCCAUCAAGAUAACCAGAGUAUACGAACCGUCGAUUCUUCCGCAACAAUCCUUCGCUACAAAUUGUGAAGACGAUGUAGAGGAGGAUAUAGACGAUGAUGCAGGGGAAGACAUAGCCGGUGACUUCGUGGAAGAUAAUAUCGUGGCAAGGUCAAAGGAAGAUGAAAACUUCAAUAAUGAAGAAGAUUGA